AUGGUGGAGAGAGAGAGAGAGUUGGGGCAAACCGUCUUUUCCUCUGCUUCCCUUCUCUUCAUGUGCUUGGACGUUGAUUUCUAUGCCUACACUGUUUUCUGCUAUUUGGUGACAGUCAUGGGGUUGGUAAUUCCGUGGAGCAUAACAUUGUUGGUCGUAGACGCAUACUCUGUGUUUAUAAAAUGUUUACCUCAUCAAAGAAGACUCAUAUUCAUGAUCCUUUUGGGUGACAUGGUUUUGUCAUAUCUAUCGCUAGCGGCAGCGUGUUCGACGGCCGGCGUCACAGAUCUCCUGCUGGAUGCGGACGGAUCCUAUUGUCCGCCAAAGUUGUGCAGCAGAUAUCAGUUGUCUGCUGCUAUGGCCUUCUUGUCCUGGUUUCUUUCUUCAGCUUCUUGUCUGUUCAACUUUUGGAUUUUACCGUCUUUGUAAAUUAUUUUGCUGGCUGUUCAUAUGUAUGCAAAUGAUAAGUUUAUUUUUUCUUUCAAGGGAAUAAAGUUGUGAUGAAUAUAGUCAAUAAUAAUGUAAUAAUUGCUUAAUUGCUUUUAGUUCAAGAGAAAAAAGAAAAUUGAAGUUUC
Messenger RNA from Arachis ipaensis, 575 nucleotides. RefSeq names its product CASP-like protein ARALYDRAFT_485429. Gene Ontology annotation, cellular component: membrane. The record is from RefSeq and is a predicted model, not a curated record. NCBI's taxonomy places the organism in Eukaryota, Viridiplantae, Streptophyta, Magnoliopsida, Fabales, Fabaceae.